GACAACUCUCUGCCUGGUGAGAAAACAGACUGAGAAUCCGAGAGGGUCGGUCUCUCUCCCAUUUCCCUCUGUUCAUCCUCUAUCACCAACCCCCCUCCACCUCACCAUGGCCUACCAGUUUUUCGCAAAGGCGCAUCAGUCCAAGCAGCCGCCCACUUCUCCACCUCUCUCCUCUCCUCCCUCCUCCUCCCCUUCCUCCAACACCAGACGCGCCAAAUCCCCCAUCAGUCCUCCAUCGCUGAGCGCCUUCCAGCACUCAACUACCUCGCACGCCACUAUCGCCGCCAAACUCAAGCCCCCGGCCGGCUCCGGCGACUCAACCUACCAGCCUGUCGCGUACCCUCACCCCGUCACGUCCGGAUAUCCAACUCCGCAUCCCCACGUCACCAUCGACCCCGUCAACACCGCUCACAUUCCCUCCCUGUCGCGCAUAACGGGCCUCCUCUUGCCCAUCCGCUACCCGAACUCCUUCUACACCGCGACCAUCACCGACCCCGUCAUCGCGUCUGUCUCGCGCGUCGCCAUAUACCAUGAUCACCCGGUCGCCGCAGCCCCGGCGACAUCCCCUGCCACGGCAGCGUCUACGGGCUCGGACAAAGUGAUCGGGGGGAUCCGGUGUCGUCUGGAGCCUGUGCCGCCUAUGUCUGCGAAACGUCUCCCCGGAAAGGCUUCCCGCGACCCAGCAAACCUCUACAUCCAGACACUGCAUUUGUUGUCUCCGUAUCGGAGCUACGGGAUCGCGACGUCCUUACUCAACUCGUUGCUCUUUUCAACGCCGCCGCCGGCCUCAUCAGAGGAGAAGACCGGCUUAAAGUCUGGGUACCGCGUUUCCUCACUCGUCAGACACUACAAUAUCCGCACGGUCACGGCACACGUGCACGAGGCGAACGACGAGGGCUUAAAAUGGUACGUCUCUCGCGGCUUUAUGGUCGAAGAGGGUGUUGUCGAGAAUUAUUACCGGAAACUGAAGCCAUCGGGGGCACGCAUCGUGAAAUUGACACUGGAAUGGGACGACGACGAGGAUGUCGAAGAGGGUGGAGAUGCGAAACUGGAUGCGCCGGAGCAAGAGAACCUCUCCGGAGACGAAGAAGAACACUUCGCGUCAGCAGAAGAGGAAGAUGAGGACGAUGACUGGGAAAAGGUCGAGGCUGACGACGAAGAUGAAGAUGACCAUGGCGUUCGACCGUUCUCGGACUCCAAGCUGCUGGAUGCUGACGAUGCAGCGAGUCGGAAGCGGAAAGCCGACGAUGAACCGCAACGAUAGUACUUUGUCUUUUGGAGUUUUUCGUUUUGUAUAUUUCGGGGUUAUUUGAAUUUGGCACUCUGCUCUUUUACUUGCAUCUUGCUUUGGUUUGUUAUCUGUCUCUCCACCCUUGGAUUAUGAUACCGGAUCUUGCGAACAGAUAUAUCCUUGUCAAUAGUUGCAUACUCAAGGUCUACGGUCCCUGCUGUGAUUUUUCUUUUCUUUUCUUGUCCAUUGCCUGGCUUUGUAUAUGCAUACAUGUGUCUACUAACUAGUCUAGAGGGUUCCAUCCUUUGAUUUAUAGAUAGAAGGCAUGUGGGUUUGGAUACGAUAUAAGAAUACAGUGUAUUACCG
Aspergillus steynii IBT 23096 is the source of this 1597-nucleotide messenger RNA. RefSeq lists its product as uncharacterized. The transcript has a single exon. Bases 107 to 1264 code for a protein of 385 amino acids. The record is from RefSeq and is a predicted model, not a curated record. Gene Ontology annotation, cellular component: NatA complex. Lineage: Eukaryota; Fungi; Ascomycota; Eurotiomycetes; Eurotiales; Aspergillaceae. Gene Ontology annotation, biological process: mitotic sister chromatid cohesion.